Messenger RNA from Halichondria panicea, 2912 nucleotides. RefSeq names its product myeloperoxidase-like. The transcript has 5 exons. Gene Ontology annotation, molecular function: peroxidase activity; heme binding. Gene Ontology annotation, biological process: response to oxidative stress. The coding region runs from base 105 to 2840 and encodes 911 amino acids. The record is from RefSeq and is a predicted model, not a curated record. Lineage: Eukaryota; Metazoa; Porifera; Demospongiae; Suberitida; Halichondriidae.
AACUGUGGCUUUGUUCAGCUUUGUAGUCCGUAAGUAUAAAAGACUCGCAAAACAAUUCAAUUGUCAUUGCAUGGAGUUAAGUUAGCCUAUCCUGCCUAGCUAACAUGAAUCUGUUACAGUGGACACUCUUUGCUCUUUGCGUAGCCACUGCCAGUAGUCGAGUGGAUCUGAGCACCUUGACAGAGCUGGGUAGACCCAAGGACUGCGACAGUCCAGGCUGGAGGGACUCACCAUACGAUAUCUCUACUCUCAUUGGUAGCUAUGUGAAUUUCAACUGUCGCUCGUCGAUCACUCACACUGCGACUGUUUGGCUGUACAAUGGCAAACAAAUAGACAUGCGAAGAGGCACUCUGUCACACGAUAACACAACGCUACGCUAUGGUCCUAUCACGUACAACGACAGUGAUGUUGCGAUUGGGUGUGAGGUGAUGACUCAUUUCGGCAUGCUUCCAAGUCCAUCGGGAAAGAUAGCAGUCAUGGGCCGUCCCAGUUACUCUCCCCUGAAGCUGCAAGUGGCCAAUGUUGGGUCACCAUUUGAGCUGGAUAUGAACUACACUGGCAGAGCACCACCGUCCAAAUUUGAUUGGUUCAAGAAUGGCGAGUACUUCAGUGGAGACGGCAACAGGACCACUACCAGUCACACUGGCAUCAUCUUCACUAGAGUGUUACCAGGAGACACUGGUCAAUAUAUUGUCAGGGCCAGUACACCUAGUGCCGGGGAAACAGAAGCAUCCACAACACUCAAGGUUGCCUUCCAUAGCUCAAAUGGCCGAGUCCAAACUGGCAGCAGUGGAUUACCAAUUGUAUCGUCUAAGUUGGCUGUGGCAGUUGCUCUCAGUCAAAAGGACUCAUCGUCAUCCUCCGAUGUGUCUCGAUCCUCAACCUCUCGCACUGCUGACUACGCUCUUCACAUUAUUCGAUUGUUCAUGCACUUCAAGAGAGCUUCUCCAGUGUCAAGACAACAGGGAGAGGCACGAAUCAAAACAGAGAAAAUACUGCAAGCGAUAGUCAAGCUUAUUGGAUCACAUACCAAUUUCACACUAUCUUCAUCAGAUGCGGAGAAAAUUGCCAACCUAACCAACUGUCACCAUGCUCACAGAGUCCCGCAUUGUAACUCAGUAAACUCAUUCAAAUACCGAACAAUUGAUGGCACGUGCAAUAACUUCUUCUACCCACUCAACGGGGCUUCUGGCCUCCCAUUCGCUCGUUUGCUUCCAGCUAGCUACGAAGAUGGAAUAUCACAACCCCUCGGAACUGCUCAACUUCUCAGUAACAACUCAUUUGCUCCCCCAUGGCCGAGUGCUCGCUACGUCUCAUGGAAACUUAUCAAGGAUUUGAAACCACCUGCUUUGACCACCACUCACAUGUUCAUGCAAUGGGCCCAGUUCGUGGAUCAUGAUUUGGAUAUUGCCCCAGUUUUCGAGGUUGAAUGUGGCUGUGAGCUAAACAAGACUUGUCUGCCCAUCAAAGUGAAUGACAAUGACCCAGUGUUUGGCAUAGCAAGUGAGAAUAAAGCGAAGUGCCUACCAUUUCAGAGGUCCGUCCCAGCCUGCAUGUGUUCACACUCUAAUAUUGCUCGCAAUCAAAUCAAUGAUUUAACAUCAUAUAUUGAUGCGUCAAAUGUAUACGGAUCAACUGAUAAAGUGGCCACUUCCCUGCGGCUAAUGAGUGCGGGUCUACUCAAACAGGGGGGCAGGUCUCAGUCGGCAAAAGGCAACCUGCCCGUUCAAGAGGAUACACCUGAUUUCACGGACGUUCCUUUCUUUGAUGCCGGUGAUAUUCGAGUCAAUGAGCAGAUUGGACUGACCAUCAUGCACACGCUCUGGAUGAGAGAACACAAUCGUAUAGCGAGGAAGCUUGCUCAAAUCAAUCCGUGUUGGAAUGACGAGCAACUCUACCAAGAAACACGCAAGAUUGUCGGUGCCAUGCAGCAGAUCAUCACCUUCCAAGAGUAUCUGCCACUGCUGUUUGGUCGGUACAUGAGCACUUACGUAUCUUCUUAUCGUGGCUACAAUCCUUUUGUGGAUGCUACCAUCCCAAACUCAUUUGCUGGCGCUGCUUAUCGAUUUGGUCAUAGUUUGAUCAAAAAUGAACUGGACAGAUUGGACGUAAAUUUUAGGAGAUUGGAUAUUGGCCCUCUCAAUUUGAACAGAGCUUUUUUCAACCCUCUAGCGUAUUUUGAGAGUGGUGGAACUGAUCCCAUUACUAGAGGUCUUUCCGUCGCUAGAUCAAACCCCACUGAUGAAUUUUUGAAUCGUGUGUUAACCAGUCAACUGUUCACUGAAAGCCCCGAUAAAUUGGGUAUGGAUUUGGCAUCCCUAAAUAUCCAACGAGGGCGAGACCACGGUCUACCUUCGUACAGGCAAUGGCAGAAGUUUUGUUACAAGAUAUUCCCCAGUGUCCGAGCUUCUUUCCGUGAUCAGCAAUCUGUUAACACACUGCAUGAUGUGUACGGUACCAAAGGUUUCAGAGAAGGCAUCGACUUGUGGGUGGGAGGAUUAGCGGAGAAGAGGCUGCCCGGCGCUCAUAUUGGGCCCACUUUUGCUUGUAUUCUCGGACUUACGUUCUCACGUCUACGAGACGGUGACCGAUUCUGGUACCAAAAUCCCUACGUGUUUUCGUCCAGGCAGCUAUUCGAACUGAAGAAGACCUCACUAGCUAAAGUGGUUUGUACGAAUGGAGACAAUAUUCCUACGAUACAGAAAAACAUUUUUUGGCCUUCAAACAAACGACAGAAUUGUAAGAGUUUACCUGAACCCAACUUAUGGUACUGGUGGGACAAGCGAUGCUAUUAUGAGAAAUAUUGGAUUAGUCAAAACAGGAGGCAAAAUUACUAUUGAACAAUCUUGUAGUCCUUUAUAAUUACAAUGCUUGUGUACGUAUUCAUUCAGAAAAAUAUGUUGUUUUUUAUG